AUGACAAACAACGGCACUGCCGCUGUGCGGUGUUGGAAGAAAGAGUUUAUCGGGUGGGUGAAGGAACUGCAAGCAUCGGCGCAGGCACGCAACAGCAGACUCCGACACGUGUACGGACGAGCAGUCAAGAGCCUGCGAGCACACAGCGCCCCUUUGUACACGCCGUUCCAAGCCGCCAAGCUCCCCUACAUUGGCGAAGGCACCGUCAAGAUCCUGCACAAGAAACUUCUGGCCCAUUGCCGAGAAGAAGGCCUGCCCAUACCCAACUUUGCAGAGCACGACACCGAUGCCGGUGGUGACGACGAUGAUGACGAUGAUGACGAUGACGACGACUUUGACGAUGACCUGCUCCCGUCUCAAGUGAGCAAGAGAGUGAAAACAGCCACGGCCAGCAAGAAGAAGAAAGGCAAGAACACAAGCGCCAAAGGAACACAGCGGGCCGCGCUGUCGCAGAUUGACAGCAACGCAUGUGCACAAGACAACGAGGCAACAGCGACGACAAAGGUCGCAGCCAAAAAAACGAGGACAAAGACAACACGUCCUUACGUGCCCCGGAAGAACUCCGGCGCCUACGCCCUCCUCGUUGCACUGCACAAGGCGUCACUGAACCCAGAGUUCCUCGGCUACGUCACCAAGCGCGAGCUCAUCCCGCUCGCGCAGCCCUUCUGCGCCACAUCGUUCACUAUUUGUGACAACGGCUCGCGAUACACGGCGUGGAACAGCAUGGCCACCCUCAUCAAGCGCCAGCUCAUCUCAAAGUGCAGCAACCCCGCCAAGUACUCGCUCACAUCCGAAGGCCAGCAGCUGGCGCAGCGCCUGUAUGACAUUGAGACCUCCACAGACAUGUCACCUACAACGUCACCUUCAAUGUCAUCAUCAACAACAUCUUCAGCCACAUCAUCGUCCUCGUUGUCAUCGGCUCAAACAUCAACAGGUGUACCGCACACGCUGCAGGUGCACAGCGAAUACAGCGCUGACAGCGACAGCAACGAUGGCACUGUCAUGGUGACGCAGCCAUCCACCAGUGGAGCGGCGGCCACAAGGCAACCAACGGGCCAUCAGCCAGCAGCAUAUGUGCACCAUGACAAUGCAGCUGCCCCAGCACUCAGCAACAGCACCAGAGCGCAUCAGCUCACGUGGGGAAUGGGCCAGCAGCCCCCACGCGUGCAGCAGCCCCCACCACUGCACCCUCUCACCUCUGCACACCACCACGCCGGCCCGCGACCCUUUGUGAAAACUGCGACUCUUCCGUCCCCACAGUGCACGACAGCGGUUAAACUGCUCUGUGUAGCAGUGGAAAGCGAUGCCGCCUGA
Messenger RNA from Salpingoeca rosetta, 1314 nucleotides. RefSeq lists its product as uncharacterized. The transcript is spliced from 3 exons. The record is from RefSeq and is a predicted model, not a curated record. Lineage: Eukaryota; Choanoflagellata; Craspedida; Salpingoecidae. Gene Ontology annotation, cellular component: nucleus; Holliday junction resolvase complex. Gene Ontology annotation, biological process: mitotic intra-S DNA damage checkpoint signaling; resolution of meiotic recombination intermediates; double-strand break repair via break-induced replication. Bases 1 to 1314 code for a protein of 437 amino acids. Gene Ontology annotation, molecular function: crossover junction DNA endonuclease activity; 3'-flap endonuclease activity.